AUGGAAGCGAUUUACAGAACACUGUCGAAUCCGGAUCAGAUGAGUACAGACGAGGGUAGUAGUGGCGAGGAUUCAGAUAACGAGGAGUUGGCCACUAAACUGGAGAGUAUGCUUGCUGCGAAUAAAGAUAACGAGGAGUUGGCCACUAAACUGGAGAGUAUGCUUGCUGCGAAUAAAGGUAAAAAAGGACUAUCAGCUGUUGAGAGGAAGAAAUUGGAAUUCGAACAAGAAGAGAAAGAACGGAAAGCACUGCAGAAAAUGUUGUCGGGUGACGCUAGUUCUGGUACAGGUACACCGAAACCCGAAAAGGACCAAACCAAGGAACCUCGUUAG
Anisakis simplex (herring worm) is the source of this 333-nucleotide messenger RNA. NCBI's taxonomy places the organism in Eukaryota, Metazoa, Nematoda, Chromadorea, Rhabditida, Anisakidae. The record is from the annotation of a GenBank genome assembly.